Messenger RNA from Bombyx mori (domestic silkworm), 7849 nucleotides. RefSeq names its product protein pygopus. The coding region runs from base 452 to 1915 and encodes 487 amino acids. The record is from RefSeq and is a predicted model, not a curated record. Lineage: Eukaryota; Metazoa; Arthropoda; Insecta; Lepidoptera; Bombycidae. The transcript is spliced from 3 exons.
AAAUGAAACGUGCUUGUACACAGUUGCCACCUAGCGUCAACCUCUCACAUGAAUAUAAUCGUGAAUGUGGCGUGUGUUGUUUGGGAAAUUUCAUGUCGUAAAUAAAUUAGUUUCAAAAGAUCACUUUUUACAGUUAUAACUCAAGUUCAUGUGUGUUAUGAGAUUAAUCAGUUGAGAGAACUGCUGUCUAUAUCGGCAAGUUAACUUAAGAGGUUGUUUAGUUUUGGUAUUUUGUCAUAUGUUGCACGCCUGCCUUGGGAUCUUGAAGCAUACAAAAAAAUAAUAAGUUAUUCCGAUGCUAAAUUGAUAAUGCCAAAUAGACGCAACCAGUCUUCCGGCGCAUUAUUUCGACUACUUGUGACAAUGCGGUGCCUUAUGAUUGAAUGUAUUUACUGAAAUCUUUAUUGCUCUUCCAUAAUGAUAGUCAGAGCUGACGCUGAAUAGUGUCAUAAUGAGUCACAAUCUGGCGGGAAUGCCAUCUUACAGGCUACCAGGGCCAGGGUUAGGACCUCCAGACUUCAAGCCUCCAAUGGAUACACCUACUCCACAAGCUUCAGCCCCAAGUAAUCCUAAGAAGCGGAGAAAGACGUCUAAUGCUAGUAAUGCCCUGACACCACAGCCUCCACCAACAGCUCAAGAUUUGCUUCCACCUCCUCUCACAGGAUAUGGAGAUACCAUUGUAGCAUCCAAUCCUUUUGAUGAUUCUCCUUCUACAGUGUCCCACAAUGGACCAAUGAUGAAUCAAAAUGGACCUAUGAUGAGUCAGAACAAUUCAAUGGGAAUGAUGGGUCCCAUGCAUGGUAUGGGAGGCCCUCCAAUGAGACACAUGAGCCCUCUGCCACACAGCAUGAGCCCUAUGAAUCAGCAAAUGCCACCUAGAGGAGGAAUAAGUCCAAUGGGCAAUAUGAGCCCUAUGGGACAUAUGGGAGGCAUGUCGCCAAUGGGAGGCCCAAGUAUGGGAAUGAGUAAUCAUAGUAUGGGACCUGGCAUGGGACCAACAUCAAGAUCAAUGGGUAGCCCUAUGAGCCCAAUGAAUUCUAUGCCUAUGGGAUCUCCUAUGUCUUCUGGUCCUAUGGGUAGUCCUAUGAAUAUGGGUUCAAUGUCAGGUAGUCACAUGAGCAAUAGUCCAAUGGGUCCACCCAUGCACAGUCCACUAGGGGCAGGAUCUAUGAAUGGGCCAAUGAAUGGACCUAUGGGGGGAGGUGGCCCGAGUAUGAGUGUUCCAAGAAUGAAUGGACCAAUGGGUCCCAGCUGUUCCAAUGGUUCAAUGGGACCAAACAAUUCAAUUAUGUCUUCAAAUCCUAUGCAAAACUCUGUUAUGGGUCCUGGUCAUUGUGGGCCAAUGAGACAUGGAAGUCCUAUGACCUCUGGAAUGGGUAGUGGUCCAAUGGGAGGCAAUGGACCAAUGACAUCUAUGGGUCCAGGCCCUCCAUACAAUACCAGUCAUAUGGGGCAUGGUGGACCUAUGGGCAUGGGAGGAAAUGGCUCAAUGGGAAUGGGUCCUGGUCCAGGCAACAUGGGAAAUUGUGGACCACUGGCUGGAAUGAGUGGAAUGGCUAUGGGAGGACCAGGAGGUCAAGGUGUGGGGCCAAUGGGACAAGGAAUGGGUAUGUUUGGUCCUAAACCUAUGCCAGUCAGUGCAGGGAAAGUCUAUCCCCCAGAUCAACCUAUGGUGUUCAACCCACAGAAUCCAAAUGCACCCCCAAUAUAUCCUUGUGGAGUAUGUCACAAAGAGGUGCAUGAUAAUGAUCAAGCUAUACUGUGCGAGUCGGGAUGUAACUUUUGGUUUCACAGGGGAUGUACAGGACUAUCGGAGCCUGCAUUCCAGCUGUUGACAGCUGAAGUAUACGCCGAGUGGGUGUGUGAUAAGUGCCUAUCUUCUAAGAACAUACCGCUGGUAAAGUUUAAGCCAUAGCGAUGCGCCAUUCCGUGCUGUCCCCACCAAUAUGAGUAAGAACUGUUCUUGAACAUCACAAGUCUUUUUGAAAACUAGGUGGACUUUGAUUCGCGCAAAUCGAGUCUGACGUUGAUUGUCUUAACUUGAAAUGAGGUGCUAUGAGAAGCAUUGUGGACCGUCCUAGUCUGCGCGAAAAUUUCACUUCGAACUGAUCGAAUGUGUGUGUGUAUGAAAUGAAUAAUUAGUUUAUCGAUUGUGAGAGAUUUUGUUUUAUCAUUUUUGUAACUCAGUAAGAAAGAUCUCAUAUUGGGUAAUGUAAUUAAGGACUUUAAAAAAAAUAUAUAUCGAAAAUGAAAAGCAAUACAAAAUAUCGUUGACAAUUUCCCGAUAACUAAUAAAUUAUAUUUGCAGACGGCUCCGUAUCUAGUCUGUAAAAUUAUUGUCAUUUGCCUUAUUUAUUUAUAAUGUUAUGAAUGCUAUUAAACAAAAUUGUAUAAUGUUUAUGUGUGAUGUUCACGAAAAGUGUUCCUUCGUAACGCAUAUCUGAUCGAGCACAUGAAUAUUUGUUGUAAUGAUGCACGACUCGAGUUACAAAGCAAUAAAUAAAAAUGAUGUCUGUCGUAUGUUUUCGAUAGGUACCUACUUGUUUAACGUGUCGCUUUAGUGUUUGUGCAUAUUGUAAAUAUUUUCUAAAAUGGUAAGUCUAAAUUAAUGGUAUUCUUUUCCGCCUCGAAUCAAUGGUGACCAGACUUGUACGUACUUGUACGUAAUAAUACAAGUGCAGUGUGGUAUGAAAACCAGUGACUAGUAUCGUAUAGUCGUCGGGAUUUCGCAUCCAGUGAGGGGACUAUCCGCGGUCGCAAUGUGUGAAACACUCUUAAGCGAAAAUCAUUUUGCGUCGAUAAGAACUAUGUACUUAUUAUUUCGGUGCCCUGUUUUGCAUGUAAUAUUACGCGCGUUAUCUCUACUUACAUGUAAAUACGAUGAAUCCAUACGCUUUCUUACAUUUAAGAGUGUUAAAUGUGUUUGUCAAUUUUUUAACUUUUGGAGAAUGUUUUUUUUUUUGUAUACUCUUAAGGUGUAAAAUAGGUUGUGUAAAUACGACGCGUAGCUUAUAAAUGAGAUUAUACAUGUGGUGGCUCCGAAAUAUACGCGCUUGGUUGUGAUUAUGAAAUGCAUUAAUAAGUGAUGUUAGUUUAUUAUUUAGAGACACGUGAGCCGCGCCCCGGAGUCACCCACAUGUGACGUAUGUAAUCUAGACUAAUAAUAGACAAACCUCUAUAUCUAAAGUUUAAAAAAAAAAGUACAUUAAAAUCAUCGUCGAAGACAGUCAUAGACCAAUUCCUAGUUAGGAUAAAAUACAAAAUAAAUUUUAAAACCAUUUUAUGUAUUUUAAUCUCUUGAAUCAUAUUUUUAAAUUGAUUUUUUUUUGGCCACAAUCUUAAACUUUAAUUUAUUUUAGUUAUUAAAAUAAAACAACUGCAUGAUAUAUAUAUGUUUUAUGUUGCAGUCCCACUUAAAUCUUACGUUGGUUGUGCUAAUAAAAAUGAAGUCACUACAAUUAUUGUUCUGUCGUUUUUUCUUGCAUCCACAAAAAUAAUAUUUAAAAAAUAAUUCGAUGUCUUUUAUUAAGAUAUCACUGCUCGUAGGGAACGAACAAAUAAUAAUUUACGGAUAACCUUUGUUUCUAUUGUCUUGAAAUAUCUGGAAAAACAAUAUGGCCACGUUGUAUGUUUAUAAAAUAAAAUCAUUUUAGUAUAAAGAAAAAUAAUCGGAGAUUCUUUAUUUCCUUCUACAUAUUUACGUUUGUAAUUCAGUAGGAUAACUUAAUAUCAAAUGUAUUUUUUUUACCUUAAAGUCAAUUUUAACUAUUAAUAUUAUUGUGUAUUAUAUUGUCUUUACCUUGUGUUUGUUUGUGUGUAAUAUGCGGUCCUAUGUUUGGCACAUCAAUGUGGAAUAAAGCUACUGUAUAAUGCACCAAUAUUAUAUUAAAACUACAUAUACGAAGUUAAAAUGUAUCGUAUGAAGCUUUAUUGUAAUAAAAAAAUUAAUAUUUGUAUAACUACCUAUUUACUAUCAUUGAUUUGUCUAUGGUUACUGAAAUUACAGGUCACAGCCCUUGCGUUCGUUAUUUCACCGAAAAUUUCAUACGCGAUGUGCCAAAUGAAAGACCGCAUCAUCGAAUAAUUUGUGUUAUAUCGUAACCUCAUUUUUACUAGUUUAUCGAAGUUCUAAACAACAUAGUAAUAUCAGAUAACACGUUUGCAAGUAAAAAAAAAACUAUAAACGAUUGUUCCAUAUUGAAUUGUAUUUUUUUUUCGUGCGUAUUUCCAUUAUGUUUAUUUCCGAUGAUUCAAACUCUUUACAGCAUUGGGGUUUCCUCGGUGAAAUAAUAAGGUACCUACAUUGUGCAUAAGAGUCGUUCCCGAAAAUCAAGGUAUGCCACAUUCCCAUCAAAAUAACAAAUCAUCAUACAAUUUUGUUUGCAUUGCGAUCGAUGUUAAUAAAACUUCCUUCAUUUGAUUGCAGUCAUAAAUUAAAAAAACUUUUCCCGCGCACCAUCAAUACUUUUUUGUGUCUAUUCGGCAAAAGGAACGGUAUCUUUCAGCCUAACAUGUGCUUACAUCAGAAAUGAAUGUAACGAUAAAUACACACGAACCAAAAAAUCGUAAUGUACUGUAACUAAAUGUAAUUUUAUAACGAACGUCAUUAGUUUAUAAUAAUUUUAGCGAGAUUAUACAGUUUAAAUGAUUAAGUAUCAUUCACAAAUGAGUCGGCCUUGGGGUCGUCUACCGGCGACGACAAAGAAAAAAUGUUACAGUAAAACAUAUUUUUGUCACAAAUGCUUCUUUGACAACAUACGUUAUAUGGGGAACCUCUGCGUACCUGAUGGCAUUGAGUAAGUGUGACUAAAUUGGAGAUACAAUUUUAAAGGCGGGCAAAAUGCUUUUAAAAUAAAAAUAUACCUAACCUAACUUAACACAUUUUCAUCAUUAAGGAAUAAUAUUGCGUAAAACAACCCACAAAAAUAAUAAAUCAUCAUGAUGAUAUGGCGUAUUGCCGGCCUGUGCGGGUAGGUACCGCCACCCUGAAUAUUCCUACCGUUUGGUCUAUUAGCCACGAUAAAGUCAUCGAAGACAAAGAAAAAAGUUAAGAAUUAAAAUUGGCACAUACAUCUGACAGUGUUACUGUAAUCAUUCACCGAUUAUACAAAAUAUUAACAACCAAAUUAAUUAAAAUAUACUGUUUAUUGUCUCGUUAGAUUUAUUGUAAGCUUGCGAUGUUUGUAAUCGAGUAACAUUAUUGUUACUAAUCUAUUAGUACGCAUUACGACAGUACAAUUUUUAAAUGGAAAAGAAAAUUUGUAUAGAGUUUUCUAAGUGGUGUUCAAUUGUUUUUAUAGUAACGUGAUUAGUCAAGCAAUAUUAUAUGAAGAGAAGUUAUCAAAAUGUGUUAAGAUAUUUAAAAAUGCAAGCGCUCCUCGCUCGGAUUUGUUGUUUAAGUGAGUGAGAGAUUUACGCAAAUAAAUAACAUUGAAUGUAAAUAUAUUUAAUAUUGAUCGAUUAACGAAUGACGAUAUUCUGUACAGUUACUUGUAAUUAAAAUAUAGAAAAUAAUUAGUUUAAAACGUUCAUGAAGAUAAUAAUUAUUUUAAUGCUGUUUACAUCACAAUCGUUGAGGCGAUAGUUCCCACAAAAAAAUGUGUUUUCAAAUGUGUCUUAAUUUACAGUAAUCAUAAGAAUUCAAAUAAUACACGUUAUUGUCCGGUCACUGUCUUGGUUUUUGGUCGUUGGAUUUGAUUACCCUUUAUUUUGAAGUGGAAAAAGUUCUUCAAAUAUAGUCCUUAUGGGUUAUUAAAAUAGGAUCUAUCAAACCUAUACGGAAGUUACUAGAACAUUUAUUGUUAGCGGGGUCGCAAUCAUCUUCUCGUUCCGCUGACUACCGACCCACGCGUGAUGGCUAAGAAGUGUAUUUAUUUAUUGCAAGUCACAGUCACUGCAUACACCUUCGCCUUAAAUAUAUUUGAAGACUGCAUUUUAAGCUGGAUAGGAGAAUUCGUACUGACUGUUUCUACAUUUUAUUUACGUGUUGUUUAAAAGCAGCUAAAAAUGUUCAUUUUUUUCUAAAAUACACUAAUGCCGGGUAUACACUAGACAAGCGAAGGCUAGCCAACGAAUGAGUGCGCACUAUUAAAGUUUAACGUAAAAAACGAUUGUUUUUCAUUAAACAGUCAAGACUCCGUUUGUAGGUAUGUUGAAUAUUCGCAACGUAAUUCAACUCUUAACGAUUAUUCGCAGUGAUGGGAUGACACCGGAGAGCCGACAAGAAAAUCUCUUAAACUCUAACCGUAAUAACAGUAGAGAACAGCUACUUACUGAUACCGGUUUUAGAAUACACGGUUCAGCUCUAAAUUGAAGUAAAUUCUCAAAUUGAAUUAAAAAAAGUCAAUUAAGUUUCGCGCCAAUAAAUUAUCUACUACAAAAAACUGAAAUAGUUCUAGAACAUUUAGCUGGUUCGUCGUCACUUAAUUUGAAAAGCUCGUUGGUAUUCACUGUGUGCGUAGUGCGAGUUUUUUAACGUUCUCGAUAUCGUAAAAGUUAACUCAAAUUGGUAUAGCUUCGUUGUUAGUCGGCAACUGGGGAUGUUGAGUGUGCUUAGGGCGUAUUUUUUAACGUUCUCGAAAGCGUAAAAGUUAACUCAAAUUUGUAUGCAGUUGGAACAGCGCCCCUAACGGCAAACGUAGGCACACGUUCCAAAUCCAUACAAAUUUGAGUUAACUUUUACGUUAUCGAGAACUUUAAAAAACUCGCAUUAAGCACACUGAAGAAACCGUGCGUAUCGAUACCCAUUUGUGGAACUCACUUGUUGGACUUCGGUUUUCGCGAAUCGUAAAUAUGAUCAAAAAUACUUUUACGGCUUAAUCUCGCGCAUAUGGUCAUCACGUUAUUGUCGACGUAUUGAUGUAAAGUAGGUAUUCAUGGUCGCAGACGACUAAAAGUAGUUUUAAUUUUCACUUGUUUGAUUUUGUUUUUUUUUCUACGAUUGCGUUCGUUUACUAUAUAUUCGGUAUAUAUUAAGCUCGGCACUAGUUAUAGCAAAAUCUCCUAAUGGGGUUGGACAAAUACAAAUUUAUUCUAAUUAUGAAACCAGUUUUAUAAUUUUGAAUGGAAUAAGAUUUUACUACCGAAAAUGUUGAAACAGACACAUAUCCCUGUAUUCUAUCCAGCUUUGUUGUCUAUAAUAGUUCGAGAAAUUGAAAUAGAUGAUUUAUUUAUCAAAUUUAUUUGGUACACAAGACUAGAGGGUAGACGUAAAAGACACCUACUCGUUGUAUCAAAAUGACGUGACAAAGUAAAGAUGGCGCCACUGCUGCAAAAGUGUAAAUUUUAAAGUUGUAUAAAUUUCUUCAAUUUAUCUUUUAAUAAGCAAGUACUAUUCAAUUAAAAUUGUUUGUCAUUAUUAUUUACGGUGGGUUCAUCAAUUACUGUAUUAACGAGAAAAUUUAAGGAAGCAUGCUUCGUUUUGUUAAACAUUUAAAUCAAACCCUGGUGGUAAGUUUAUAAGCGCCAUUUUAAUGAUUUAUUGAAAUGCUGUUAGUUAUAUGUGGUUGCCACUCCACUACCCUCAAUAAAUAAUAUACAAGUUCAAAUUGCGGACACUAUCCAUCAUCAAGUCUUAGAAAGCUUAUGACAAAAAGACAGGACGAUAUAAUUUUUUUUUAUAUCAAAAUGAUCUGAAUUUUUUUUUCAAUUUGAACACUAUAAAUGUAUCAUUUCACAAUAAAUUAUUGUUUGUUACGUAAACAACUUGGGUUGUAACGUGCAUAAAUAAUAUUAAGUUAUAUAAUACAGAUUUUAUGAAAUCUUAACAAAAGAAUCAGUGGUCUUAAACUUGUGCAUAGUUUAUUUUGUAUUAUGUGUAUAAUAACGAGCAAUAAAGAAAAUAUUGUUA